Chinchilla lanigera (long-tailed chinchilla) is the source of this 2597-nucleotide messenger RNA. It is a transcript of the gene Prorp, whose product is annotated as KIAA0391 ortholog. The transcript has 8 exons. The record is from RefSeq and is a predicted model, not a curated record. Gene Ontology annotation, cellular component: mitochondrion; mitochondrial ribonuclease P complex. Gene Ontology annotation, biological process: tRNA 5'-leader removal; mitochondrial tRNA 5'-end processing. Lineage: Eukaryota; Metazoa; Chordata; Mammalia; Rodentia; Chinchillidae. Gene Ontology annotation, molecular function: protein binding; ribonuclease P activity. The coding region runs from base 489 to 2231 and encodes 580 amino acids.
UUUUGACAUGGCGGCUUUAACGGUCCUGUGAAUAUAACAGGUGCCCCUACGGCUGUCCACUGCCCCUGCCUGUAAAAGCUGGGCAGUCGCCUUUUUCCCCACCGCAGGCGCCAGAUCGCAGGCGUUCAGCUCGGCCCACCCCGCACGCCGGGCCCGCGCGGUGCAUUGUGGGCACUGUAGUUUGCGCCGCGUUUCUGAGUUCCACAAGCCCGCGUGGUGUGGUUUUCGGGCCGGAAUGUGACAGGCACCAGAGGAUAACGGCUCUGUUUCCAGGGUUAGAGCUUUUCACCCAUGUUGGACGUUCCCCGGUCCUUGUUUAAUGAACUGCCCUCGCUCCUGUUUACGUGGCCCCAAAAGCAGAACCGUGCUUGAUGUGUCUGUAAAGAAGAAACAGUCUCCUUUUAAAAAAUCGCACUCUGCCUCCACCCUCUAGUCUUUUAAUUCUGCUAUAGAAGUAAGGGCCUCUCUGGUGCUGAUCUCACCGCAGAAUGACCUGUUUGGCUGGUAUUCGAAGCUUUCUUAAGCUUUGGAAGAGCAAGCCGUACCUUGGGUUAGGCCCAGGGCACUCUCACCCCUGUCUCUUUCUCACAGACUGUGGCCUCAGGAAUCAGCAGAGGUGGUUUUCUCUUAAAACUAUGUCUCCACAAAAUACCAAAGCAGUGAACAUGCUGGCUGCUAAGGGCAGAUUGGUCAAGAAAAGAGAUGAAGACGGUAUUAAGCAGAUUUCUCCUCCUUCCCUUUUUGCUGCUGGAGCAGCUAAGAAGAGAUCAGAGAUGAAUCCUCCCAAUAAAGAUCACACCGUGUUACUCCAGAGGGAAAAUACUCCACUCCCAACAAAACCACUGAGUUCAGAGGAGUGGGAUAAACUUAAGGAAGAUUACACAGGAAAGGGGAAUUUUGAAAACUGGAUCGGCGCACAGAUGUCUCGAAACCACAGCUCUGUAGAUGUGGCUAAAUCUCUCCUGGCAUGGGUGGCAGCAAAAAACAAUGGUAUUGUAGGCUAUAACUUAUUGGUCAUGUAUCUGCAUAUCUGUGUCUUCCAUAAGCAGACGUCAGAAGUUGUUGAUGUCUAUGAAAUCAUGAAAGCCAGAUACAAGAGUUUAGAACCUGGGGCUUACACUCUUCUCAUCCGGGGAUUAAUCCAUUCAGACAGAUGGAGAGAGGCCUUGCAGCUAUUAGAAGACAUAAAAAAAGUCCUGACCCCUUCGGUGAGGAACUAUGACGACUGUAUCCAGGGAGCCCUCCUUCAUCAAGAUGUGAACAUGGCUUGGAAUUUGUGGGAGGAACUGCUAAGUUGUAACCUUACUCCUAUGUUGGAAACUUUAAAAGCUUUCUUUGAUUUUGGAAAAGACAUAAGGGAUGAUCACUAUUCCAGUAAACUAUUAGACAUUCUUUUGUAUUUAAGAAAUAACCACCUGUAUCCUGGGGAGUCAUUUGCCCACAGUAUAAAAACAUGGUUUGAGAGUAUUCCUGGAAAACAAUGGAAAGGCCAAUUUACUACAAUCCAGAAAAGCGGGCAGUGUUCAGGCUGUGGAAACACCGUAGAGCCCAUUCAUCUGAGUCCAGAAGAAUAUGACUUUCUCAAGGAAAAAAUCAUGAUGGAUGUGAUAGAUGGAGGCAAUCAAUACAGAAAGACAACCCCUCAGGAGCUGAAGAGAUUUGAGAGCUUUGUAGAAUCCUGUCCUCCUUUUGAUAUUGUCAUUGAUGGGCUCAAUGUUGCUAAAAUGUUUCCUAAAGCUCGGGAAUCUCAAUCUCUCUUGGAAGUAGUGUCUCUACUGGCCAAGCAGAAUCUACAACUGCUGGUGCUGGGCCGAAAGCACAUGCUAAAACAAAGUUCCCGAUGGAGAAAGGAUGAGAUGGAAAAGGUGCAAAAGCAAGCCUACUGCUUUUUUGCUGAUGAUAUCUCAGAGGAUGACCCGUUCCUUUUGUAUGCCACAAUGAACUCGGGGAACCACUGUAGGUUUAUCACGAAUGACCUGAUGCGAGACCACAAGGCCUGUCUGCCCGACGCCAAGACCCAGCGCCUGUUCUUUAAGUGGCAGCGGGGACAUCAGCUGGCAAUUAAGAGUGUGUUUCCAGGAUCACAUAUAAUCUUUCAGCAUACUGUGGACUAUGACACCGUCGUGCAGACCACUGGAGACUCAUGGCACAUCCCAUAUGAUGAAGCCCUGGUGGAAAGAUGCUCCUAUGAAGUGCCGACCAAAUGGCUGUGCCUCCACCGGAGGACGUGAGGACCUCUCCUCCCCACACUGCAUCUGUGUUUGCGUGCUCCCCUGGCUGCGCUCGGAGCUCUGAAGUCCGUGCUUGUUUGGGUGUUUCCUCUGCCCUCAAGACCAAAUUUUAUUAGCUGGCUGGUUUAUGUGAACAGGUCUAUCCCCAGCCACAUUUCCCCCUGACCUUUGUGUUGAGAGGCUCAUCUGGAAAGGGAGCAGUUAGCGCACGGGAAGCCUGCGUUUCUCCUAAAGCUUCGUUGCUUCCCUUAGCUCAGGUGCCUCUGGUAUCCAUUUUGCUGCUUCAGACGUCACCUUCUAGCCCCACCAGCUGGGUCUUCUUCAUUGUAGAAUUCAAAUUAUAAACGCUUUUCCAAAUUGCAUCAA